Messenger RNA from Diaporthe batatas, 1367 nucleotides. Its product is annotated as Arf family GTPase SAR1. NCBI's taxonomy places the organism in Eukaryota, Fungi, Ascomycota, Sordariomycetes, Diaporthales, Diaporthaceae. Gene Ontology annotation, molecular function: GTPase activity; GTP binding. The transcript has 5 exons. Gene Ontology annotation, biological process: endoplasmic reticulum to Golgi vesicle-mediated transport; vesicle organization; intracellular protein transport. The record is from RefSeq and is a predicted model, not a curated record. Bases 227 to 796 code for a protein of 189 amino acids. Gene Ontology annotation, cellular component: endoplasmic reticulum exit site; COPII vesicle coat.
CUGUCAUCAAGCCCGAAAGCGACCAAACUUCCCUUGUCCGACACUUUGACACUUCUUCCCUCCCACGCCACCCAAAAACCAACACAACACAACAACUUUCUUCUUGUCCUACGUCCAGCCCCACACAACGUCGCUGUUUGGCCAACCACGCCCCCUUUUGCACCCGAGACCCCGACGUUAAAGAGAAAGAGACAGCCCUCGCAUCGCAUCGCAUCGCCCGGCCAAGAUGUGGAUUAUCAACUGGUUCUACGACGUCCUCUCGUCGCUCGGCCUGCUCAACAAGCACGCCAAGCUGCUGUUCCUCGGUCUCGACAACGCCGGAAAGACGACGCUGCUGCACAUGCUCAAGAACGACCGUGUUGCCAUCCUCCAGCCUACGCUCCACCCAACUUCUGAGGAACUCGCGAUCGGCAAUGUGAGGUUUACGACUUUUGACCUGGGAGGUCACCAGCAAGCACGCCGCCUGUGGAGGGACUACUUCCCCGAGGUGAACGGGAUCGUGUUCCUGGUGGACGCCAAGGACCACGAGCGGUUCGUGGAGGCCAAGGCGGAGCUGGACGCGCUGCUGCAGAUGGAGGAGCUGGCCAAGGUGCCGUUCGUGAUCCUGGGCAACAAGAUCGACCACCCGGACGCCGUGUCCGAGGACGAGCUGCGCCACCAGCUGGGCAUGUACCAGACCACGGGCAAGGGCAAGGUCCCGCUCGAGGGCAUCCGGCCCGUCGAGGUGUUCAUGUGCUCCGUCGUCAUGCGCCAGGGCUACGGCGAGGGCAUCCGGUGGCUGAGCCAGUACGUCUAAGCGGGCGGGCGGGCGGGGGUGCUGCUUUUGUGUGAGAGAGAGGAGGUGGCAGUCUUCUUGUUGUUGUUGCCUGUCUGGUCUGGUCUGGUCGGCCGGGUUUAUCCCCCCCUCUCCCUCCACCCAGGCUUUGUGGUGCGCAAGAUAGAGCAGGCGAAAAAGGAGUUGCAGGCUGUGCGGCUGUGACGGAAAAAACAAACAAAAAACGCACAGCUUCACGGACACACACACACACACAGACACGCCUAUCAUGACAUGACUUAGAUGGUCUCGUUCCUCUCUCUCUCUGUCCAUUGCUUGGGCAAUCCAUCUCCUCACUGCGGCCAAGAUAAUGACGGAACGAAGGCAGACCGGACCGGAGGACGGCAAGAGAAAACAAAACAAAAAGAGAGAUACAUACAAAGGUAGUUUUGUGGAAGACGGUGUGUGUGCUGUUGGAUGGAUGGAUCGGCGACUUAUGUGUUGUUUUUUCCUAUACAUGUUCUGUGAAGAGGGAGAAACUACUGCCGGCCGCAUGGCGUUACAUGCUUAAUAUCUUUUUUUUUUCAUAAUCGGAAUGGAUUUACUACUAGAA